UUAGCUAGCUGCGUCAGGCUAACACCGGUUAGCAUAAAUCGGUUGUGAGAUUCACGCGCUGUUUGUGACGGAAACAUGAGUAACGGAAUAAAGUCUGAGAUCACGUGCUUGCUGCGUUCGUUACACGAUCCGCUGUAUGUAGCCCGAUUCCAGAGAAUCUGCGGGGUGCGGGGAGCAUUCAACCCCAGUCCAGCAGCAGAAGCUGGGGGUGAUGGAGAAGGGAGCGCUGGAGACCCAUGGAGGAGAGCGGACGUCCAGGAGAAAGAGAAACAGGACCUGUGUAGAAACGGAACACUGAACGGUAAAGCUGGAGAAAGUGUACACACCCGACACUCAUCAACCCCAAGUCCUUCUAACGGAUCUGCCCUAGGUUCUGGUAAGGAGGGACCCACUUACUCUCGAGGACCACUUCGCAAGAACUCACUGACAGGAGAUGUUGGCCAUGCGUUUGAAAUUGAAAACAGGUUUCUCUAUUACUUGUUCACUCUGGGGACAGAACUAGGCAACGAGCUGUUCUACAUCAGCUUCUUUCCAUUCAUGACAUGGAAUGUGGACCCCUUGGUGGCUCGGCAGCUGAUUGCGCUCUGGGUUUGGGUUAUGUACCUGGGACAGUGCACGAAGGACUUGGUGCGAUGGCAACGGCCAGCUUCGCCUCCUGUUAUCAAGCUGGAGGUGUUCUAUGCCUCUGAGUACAGCAUGCCAUCUACUCAUGCCAUGUCUGGUACCGCCGUGCCACUUGGAAUAUUUCUACUGACCUACGGGCGUUGGGAGUUUCCAUACCUCCUGGGACUCACUCUGGCUCUCACCUGGAGCAUACUGGUGUGUGUGAGCCGUGUCUACAUGGGCAUGCAUUCUGUGCUGGACGUGAUUGUUGGUUUCCUCUUCAGCCUACUCAUCCUGACCUUCUUCUACCCGGUGCUGGAGUACAUUGACGCGUUUAAUCUGACAUGCCGCUACUCUCCCAUCCUGGUCAUCUCUCUCCACGCUGCGCUGGGGCUUUUCUCCUUCACCCUGGACACGUGGAGCACCUCACGUGGCGACACGGCCCAGAUUCUGGGCACGGGAGCGGGGAUCGCCGUGGCGUCGCACCUUAACUACCAGUUGUCUCGGAUCAUAGAUCCUCCAGCUUCUAUGCUGCCCAUGCAGGUGCCAUCCCUCACUGUGGGUCUUCUGGGACUCACUUUGCUCCGAUUCGUGCUUGGUCUGUUGAUGCUGAUUGCAACAAGAGCUAUCAUGAAAGCUCUUACAAUCCCAUUGGUGUGCUGGGCUUGUGGAAUCUCCAGCCAAGAUGUUCGCAAAGCCAGGCAGCACAUGCAGGUCGAACUUCCAUACAGAUAUAUCGUCUACUGGACUGUUGGUUUCAGCGCUUUUUUUCUUGUGCCCUUCAUUUUUAGUUGUAUUGGCCUGUCCUAAUUGGACACUGGGCAGGCAUUUAUCCAGGUUUUAGCCAAGGCCAGAAAAAUCCCAGUAAUUCCUUUUAAUCCCAUCAGGAAUUUGGUUUUGAAAUGCUUCAUAUUUAUGUCAUCCGUCUUCUUUCCCAAAGCAGUAACUUCCAAACAAAAGUAUGUAGCACAUU
This is a messenger RNA of Trichomycterus rosablanca, 1576 nucleotides long. It is a transcript of the gene sgpp1b, whose product is annotated as sphingosine-1-phosphate phosphatase 1b. NCBI's taxonomy places the organism in Eukaryota, Metazoa, Chordata, Actinopteri, Siluriformes, Trichomycteridae. The coding region runs from base 76 to 1413 and encodes 445 amino acids. Gene Ontology annotation, biological process: sphingosine metabolic process. The record is from RefSeq and is a predicted model, not a curated record. The transcript is spliced from 4 exons. Gene Ontology annotation, cellular component: endoplasmic reticulum membrane. Gene Ontology annotation, molecular function: sphingosine-1-phosphate phosphatase activity.